AUGGCAGCAUCCGAAAUACCUCUCAAGACUUUCUGGGACCAAAAUCAUGUCAGUGAAUUGAUAGAACAAGAAUGUCAUCCUUCAAUGAAGGCAUCUUCGACGUCGCAUGUGCAGCUUUCGAUCCGACUUGCACUUCCCGAACAAGCGGAAGAAAUCAGAGAGAUGGUCAAUUGUGCAUAUCGAAAAGAAGGUCACGUUUUUAAAUUAGGUGAAGAUCGAAAACGAACAAACGAUAAUGAAGUCAAACGCCUCAUUGAAGAUAGCUUAACAACACCCCAUGGAAUUGUGUGUCUUUUAAAUGCAGAAAAUAACGAUGUGUUAGGAUCAAUCUUUAUCCAAUUUAAGAAAGAUCCACAAACAAUUUAUUUUGGAAUGCUAGCAAAAGGGGAAAAGAAAAUACAAGCCGGUUCAACAUUUUCUUUUGGCGGUUUGCAGAAUAUAUCUUUUGGACAAUUAAUGAUUGAGAUGGUUGCAUAUAUUGGAAAGUUAGGGAAGUGUGAAACUGUCACAUGUGUAGUGUUUAAUGUUUCCACUGCAUUGGUUCAAUUCUACAAGAAUAAGUGUCAAUUGGUAGAAUAUGGAACAGACGAUGUCCCAUUCAAGGAGGAAAUGAAAAAAGAUGCCUACUUCAUUAAGCUAAGAAGAGGUAUUGAACACUGA
Molecule: messenger RNA, 660 nt
Organism: Naegleria fowleri
Lineage: Eukaryota; Heterolobosea; Eutetramitea; Acrasida; Naegleriidae
Exons: 3
Coding region: 1-660 (219 amino acids)
Source: RefSeq, a predicted model, not a curated record